Macrosiphum euphorbiae (potato aphid) is the source of this 345-nucleotide messenger RNA. NCBI's taxonomy places the organism in Eukaryota, Metazoa, Arthropoda, Insecta, Hemiptera, Aphididae. The record is from the annotation of a GenBank genome assembly.
AUGUUUAAAUGCGAGCAGUGUCCAUCCACGUUUACGCGUAAGGGUAAUUUGACUGCUGACCAAAAAAAUCACAAUGGUGUUCGUUUUUCUUGUACUAUUUGCGCGUCGACAUUCGGCUACAAGACACAUCUCAAUAGGCAUAUGAAAAAUGUGCAUGGUGUCGUGAACGUUCCGGCUCAACGUCAACCAGCACAGCAAAGUGUUAUCCGGCCUACUCCACAAGGUCAUAUUCAGAUUGCUCCUGGAAUAUUUGUCCCAGAUGUUCCGGCCGGUGGAUCGAAUGCGGCAUCCGACGACGAUAUUAUUUGUAUGAAGGCAAUGGACGAAUUUGAGAAUACAGGUUAG